AUCUUUUAGAGGAUAACCGAAAUUUGAUAAAAAAAAUUAGUUGGAAAUAAUUAGAACAGUGAGAGAGAGGUAAAAAGAGUGAGAGCGGUAGCGAUAUGGAAAGAGUGGUCGAGAAAGAGAUAAAGAAGAGUAAUAGUGAAAGAGAGGGAGAGAGAGAAAUAAUAAACUUAGGAAAAUGUGUGACAUAGAAAAGGAGCGAAUGAGUUAAAACGAUGAAAGAGAAAGAGAGAGUAAUACUAAAGUCUAAUUUCAAAAUUAUAAACAAAAACUAUAAAUUAAAUGAACAACAAUAAUAAUAAACAAAUGGCAACAACAAAUUAUGUAAUACGUAAUAAUGAAAUCAAUGCAGAAAUUAACAAAAGUGGUGGUAAUAAAAAUUAAUAACAUAUUAACAACAAGAAUAACAUUUAUGGUAUCACAAUAAAUACAACAGCAGACAGUUAUAAAUAUUAUAAACUUUGGACAGAAUGUGCUAUAAUUGAAAUCGCAAAAUGCUUGAUAUGCAAUGCACCAACAACUUGGGAACACAAAGUGCAAGAGCAACAAUAACAAUAACGACACACUAUAAAGAGCAUAUAGAAUGCAUUUAACUUCUUUGACUUGUAUAACUACAUGCUAGUGCCAGCCGAAUGGCGUCUUUUGAUCGGAAACUGGUUGUGGUUGGGUGGCAGCAGCAGACGACCUUAGGGAGGGGCCUGAACGUUUUGCACCACAAUAAGAAUUACAGGCAGCAAAAACAAAAACAACAAUUGCUGCAACAAGAAUAAGCAAGCAAACAAGUCUUAAUAAGCCAGGCUAUCAGUUAACUAUAAAAAAAAGUAGUGUGCAAGUGUUAUUACGUCAACAAACAACUCAUUAGUGCAAUUGAAUUUACACAAUAAUAAUUGUUAAUUAUAAAUCGAUUGCUGCUGCAAGGUGUGCGAAAAAUUUAACCUUGAAUUAAAAUUGUCGUCGCAAUAAUAUUUCACAGCGCGUCUACGAAGGACGAAAUACUUGUUUGCGUUGAAGUGUUUGAAUUUGAGAACUAACGCUAAACACUGACCUCUCCACGUUGAGGCGUGACAUGGCGUGGACGAAGCUUACAAUAUUAACAUAAACCACACGACGAGCAAGACGGAAGUCGAGCGCAUAAACGAAAUUACCAGCGGCAAGGAUAUGAGUAGCCCACACAAACACACGUACGUAUGAGGUGUAAUAAAUUCGACUGGAGACGACGGCAAUAUGUAAAGGCGAAAUGGAAAUGCCGCGAAACAUAGCCAUUUCAUUGCGUUCAAGAGAAAUUGAAUGAAAAUUAUGAAAAAAGAGAAUAUCAAGCUGAAAGGCAGACAAAUCAAGGAAGUGUGCGCGUGUGUGUGUGAUUUUGAAACUUAAAUGUGGCUAUAAAAUUUGCAUUUACAUGCUAUAUGCCACAGCUGUGAGUUGGCAUUGUCAUUCAAGCGCACAAUUGUAAGGCAAGCGCACAAAGGAUACACAAGGAUAAUUGCAUAAAUGCGCGGCUAAGUACACGAAGUGCAGGUAGCGCGUGCCUAUGUACGGAAAUUUGAGCGCGUUACAGAUGUGUGAGUGUGCCAAAGGCAAAGUAAGUGUUAAAAGCUUAGCGAAAAUUUAGUGAGACGGCAAAUAAUCGGUGCGAAAAGGCGAGUGAAAAAGAAAACAAAUAGAAGUGAACCAAAAAAAAAACGCAAAAGUGAUAGUUAGUAAAGCGAACUUGAAACUAUUAAUUAAAAAAAUAUAAAUUUAUAGUUACGUCGCCGGUAAACCGUUAGUUUCACUUACCUCGUGCUCGCAGCUACCAUUACGGCAACGCGUGCGCGCGCGCUCUAACACAUUGAACAAUCACGCACAACAGCGCUGUUUAGCUCUACCGCACUAAUUUACGCACCAACAUACCAACAGCUCAAGCUCACUCAUCCAUAUACACACACAUUUAAUUGCGCGAACGAUCUUGUGGCUUUUUGGCUUAUAAAUGUACAAGGACAGCAGCUGCCGCAGCAGUCCGCAGCCAACACCGCCAAAAGCAACGCCAGCAGAAACAGCAAUAAACACAACAACGACAAUAGCGCCAGCACCAGCAACCGAUAAAAAUACGGUUGUAGCAACAACAAGCACCGCAACAACAACAGCAGCAAGCGCCGUGUACACAGCGAGCGCGCAGCCAAGUGACGCUGAGCGUAACGCGUUACUUAAAGGUCAUGCGUCCAAAUCAGUCGACGACCAAACAGCAGCAGCGGUAAGUGAGCGCACGACGUGCGGUGAAGCCACCAGCAUAAACACAGCAUCAGCUGCAGCCAGCACGACACACAACAGUCUAAGCAGUAACAGCAACACGCCCAUCACACUUAGCCUCGCGGCCGAACAUUUGGAGGCGGAGUAUUAUCAGCUCAGCUGCGCCUCAGAUUGUUCGGUUUCGUCAACAUCCUCCUCGGGCGCGAAUACAUCAUGCAGCGGCAGUGACGACAGCGACGAAAACAGUGAAGUGUAUACAUUUCGUGCGCGUCCGGCAUUUCCCGCGCACCUCUUAUAUAACGCGGCGAAACGACGCGCCAACUUGCGACGCGAGCACGCGCCCGGUGAGUGUCAUAGUGCGCCGGGGCUUGACGCCGAUAGUCGACGCGGCAGCGCUGUAAGCGGACUGAGCAACGCUACUGGUGUUAGCGGCGGCAGUAGCAGUCGACGGCACAAACACAAACAUCGCAGCAGCAUUAGCGCUGAUGUACGCGUGCUACGUAAAAUCGGUUAUAUUGCGUCGCGCGUGCGAUUUUUGUCUAAAAUCUAUGGUGAUUUCAAAUUGAUAAAUCCAUACAGUCCGGCAAAACAGCGCAAACAACUACAAGAUAUAUUGCUGCGUCACUCUAUACCUGAUACGGAUCGUAAAGGCGCUGCGGCAGCAUCAGGUUAUCGCACAAAGCACGCAACGACGGCGUACCAAAGCGCGGGAGCGGCAAUAGCGGCCGCAGCGCACACAACGCAUACAGUGCCAGCAACUGUUUUGCCCAGCCAACGGAGUACGACGCCUGAAAGCGCGCGCGGAAGUGCACAAGCAGACGUCGGCGCGUGCGUGCCGGAAACGCAAGCGCCGCGUGCAGAAGACGAAACUGCGCACAGCUCUCUGGAAGACGACGACGAGGAGGAGACAUCUGCCACAUUUACUGCGGGUACGGUGCGCCGUAAGUCAUCUGUGCUGGUAACAGGCGGCGACGAAAGCCUCACGGCGCCAAACUCUCUUGCUGUGCUUGAGGAGCUCUUGGUGCAAUUCUAUGAGCAGCGACAGCAUCGCAUUACUGUAAUACGCCGGCGACAGCAGAGUCGACACGGCAGCCGGCGUGGUAACGGCAAAAUUGCAGCCAACUGCAAGCAACAGUCCGCGCCGCAGCCACAACAAUUAGUCAUUAUGAGCGGCGGCAGCGCUGUGGGGACGGACAGCAACGUCGGACAACAGCUACUGCGCGCCGAUGCCGUCGAUAUCGAGCAGCAAACGAAUUUACGCAAUGCCAAUAACUUAUAUAAUAGUAGCGAAAUCGAUGCCGAUAAUAGCGGCGUAACAACAGCAAGUGCGUCCGCGACACAGCAACAGAGCAGCGUCACCGCUGGCGUGUCGGUGAACAUCGCUGCCACUGCAUCUAGUCAAGCCAAACAAAAGUCACCGCAAACGCAUCAGCAGCAGCGUAGCUAUAGCAAUGCUUUCCUACAGCCAUUCAGCAUUGGUGGCGGCUGUAUGGAUCGACGGCGGCGCGCUAGCGAUUGCUCAACGCAUCCCAGUAGUCAGCAAUUAUUGCAACAGCAGUUGUUGAGCAAUCAAUUGCAAGUCACGCUAAAGAACAACAACUACACUAUUGGUGGUGGUAAAUUUCCUUAUCAUCGCGGCAGUUGCGGCGGUGCUGGUGAACACUUGUUGGCCGCCAAUUCCAUAGCCAAUCGUUCGACUAUAAUAUUGAGCAAGUCAUGCAGCAAUGUGGAAGGUGCACCGACGGCGCAUGCUGGCGGUGUUGGUGGCGGCGGAAAUGCUGAUGUUAUGCGCAAAUUAAGUUUAGGCGGUCAAGUGGAUGCUGCAAAUAAUGGCAAUCUGGUGUCGCCUGCUGCGUUGACACCUUCACCGACCGCAAAGCAGCCGCAAGUGGCUGCAACUCACCCUACAUUACCACAAGCACAAUCACAACAGCAACAACAACCCACCGCUGGCGGCCCGGGCAGCAAUGGCAACAAUGAAUACAACAUUGUGCAGCUAAACAAUACAAUCAUACAGUGUCAUUUCAACGACGAGGAUUUUCGCGCGCUGGUCAAAGAUCUGAAACGUAAAGUGGAGUACACCGAGCGCAUGAAUUGGCUAUGCCUCUCUAAACGUCCCAUGGGUCCGCCACAUCGCAAAAGCAGUCUACCAAAGCAUCAGGAGGUGAAAAAGCGUUUCCUGGAAAUUUGUGAUACCAACUUCUCGGAUGAGGUGAAAUCAGCACUGCGGCUGCCCGCAUUCGAUUCGUAUGAGUGGGGCGAUGCCGAUGUUAUACAUUUAAUGCAAACGAUGUUCCUCGAAUUGGGCUUCAUAGAUAAAUUCAAUAUACCGAUUGAGACGUUGCGUGAGUGGCUCUAUGAGGUCUACAAGCAUUACAACGAGGUGCCAUUUCACAAUUUCCGGCAUUGCUUCUGUGUGGCGCAAAUGCCUACCUCGUGGCGCAUCAACGUUAAUUCAUUCCUUGUCGCGUUCGCAGUGAUUGGCAGCUGCAUUAUAACCAAUAAUAUGCAUAUAUAUAAUGACAUUUCGCCGUUGGAAAAUCAUCAUUGUUCAAUAGCAUUCCGCUUGCUGGAGCAUCCUGAGUGUAAUAUCUUCAAAAAUUUCAGCAGUGACACAUUCAAAGAAAUACGUGAGGGCAUCAUACGCUGCAUAUUGGCUACGGAUAUGGCGCGCCACAAUGAAAUACUAACACAGUUCAAAGAGAUUACACCCAUAUUCGAUUACACAAAUCGCGCACACAUCAAUUUGCUCUGCAUGGUGCUCAUCAAGGUGGCCGACAUCUCCAAUGAGGCGCGUCCCAUGGAUGUCGCCGAACCCUGGCUUGAUCGCUUAUUACAGGAAUUUUUCGCACAAAGCGCUGCUGAGAAAUCCGAAGGACUUCCCGUUACACCCUUCAUGGAUCCGGAUAAAGUUAGUAAACCCGGUUCACAGGUGCGUUUCAUCGGUUUGGUGCUACUACCGCUCUUCGAAGCAUUGGGCGACUUAGUGCCUGAAGUGAUUGAACUCAUCAUUAUACCCGUGCGCAUAGCGCUCGACUACUAUAGACGCUUAAAUGACGCGCAGAAUAAAUCGCGUAAAUCAGUCGCCGACACCGCCUCAAUGGUCGCAUCGGACAAUACUAGUGCCGCUUCGGAUGGUGGCGGCAGUACGACUGCUGUAUGUACAAAUGGUGGGCAUGCACACAGUCCAGCUGCUGGCACUAAUGGACAAAUAACCGGCACUAGCUCCGCCUCUACGGGCACUACAACCACCGGUGCGGGCGGUGGUAGUGGCAGCGGUGGCGGCGGCGGUGGCGGCUCGGGCAGUGGUGGCACCAACUCUGGCGGCAGUAUUUCACCACAAAUGCCACGCUCACAAUCGGGCAUUAGUGUGAAGUCCCGCCGGAGUAUACCAUCACAGAAAUCGGCAUCACGCACCUCGGUCGAUGAGCCGCAAUGCUUGGCAGCCGAAUUACACGAUCUACCCGAGGGUAGUGAGAGUGGUGAUUCCGAGACGGCAACCGAAGUGGAUGUCGCCGAGAAGACUUCCAAAUUCAAAGUGGACACUGAAGGCAGCAGCAACCGUUCGAAAUCCUCGCAUUCGACAUCGCGUAAGUCAUCGCGCGAGAAACGACCCUCCAUGAUCGGUGAGAUGUGCAGUAGCGGCGGUGGACAACGCAUACGCAACUCUUACGGCAACAUACACGGCUACCACACCAAUCGCUGUCACUUCAGCUCUAACCGCGCGGUCAGUCUGGACCAGUAUAGCACCAAUAAUCGACGUCUCUCGGAUGGUCUACAGCAAGUCAUCUCCGACAGCAAUGUCUUCUAUAAUCGUCAAAACCGUGGCAGUAUCGAGGCGACCGCCAGCCGUCUGGGCGACGAUCUGAAUAUGAAUGUCGCAGGCGUCGCUGGCGGCAUCACGGGUGUUACGCAGUCUUCCACGCAGCCACUCAAUCCGAACAAUGUGCCAAAUGUGGAGUGCAGCGCCGGCAUGGCGGCACAUGUCAGCGGCGCAUGCACCAGUCAGUCUUGCCAGCAUCAACAUUUGCACCAUACACACCACAUCAGCCAGCAUCAACAGCAGUUACACCAGCAGCAAAUGCAGCAGCAGCUACAGCACUUACAGUCAUCGUCGAAUGGCAAUCUCUCGCCCACCCAGUUGCUGCAACCGAAACUACAGCAACACUGCUGUGCUGCCGCCGCCGCCGCUGCAGCUGCUGCCGCCGCGGCUGGCAACACGUCCAACGGUCUAGGCGGCAAUGGCAUUGGCGGUGCAACCGUUUCCAAGUCCACCUGGAAGACACGUCUCAAACAGUUUUCCGACUACUUUGGCUUUUCAUUCGACAAGGGCGGCAAGCGUUUCGGCAGCACACGAAGUUCACCGUGCCCGGCGCGCAACAAUAACGGCACUGGUCUGACCGGUGUCAAUCACACUAUUGAUCCGCUGCUCGGCGGUAGUGGCAGUGGCGGCAAGCCGCAAAGCAUUUGCUGCACCAUCUCGAAUAACCUGCAGUCCCCUAGUCUGCGUCACAAAUCGUUGGCCGCGGGCGCCGGUCUGCCCACCCACUCGGAGCUGGUUAAUGCCGGUCGCCUACGCGCCUACAGCUUAGACGUGCCAUGCAGUCACACCAGCAAUCCGCGCUACAGCAGUAGCAGUGGUGGCGGCGGCGAUAGCAGUCGCAAGUCAUCGCGCCAUGAUGGCGGCACCACCGGCACCGGCGACGACAACAACAGCAACAAUACGCUACAUAGCAGCGGUGGCGGUGGCAGUGAAAUGCCCACUUGUCUACCGCCGCCCAUACGCAUCGGCAGCGUUGAUGCCAGCGACACAAUAUUAAUAACGACCGGCUUGCCGCGCGUUAUAACGCCCGCUCAGCUGGCCGAGACCGAACCGAGUUUGAGCAUUGACUUGGGUAUGGCUAGUGGGUCCUCAUAUGAACCGCCGAAAAUUUGACAACGGGGUAGC
This is a messenger RNA of Bactrocera latifrons, 7174 nucleotides long. RefSeq lists its product as uncharacterized. Lineage: Eukaryota; Metazoa; Arthropoda; Insecta; Diptera; Tephritidae. The transcript has 11 exons. Bases 1967 to 7162 code for a protein of 1731 amino acids. The record is from RefSeq and is a predicted model, not a curated record. Gene Ontology annotation, biological process: cGMP catabolic process. Gene Ontology annotation, molecular function: 3',5'-cyclic-GMP phosphodiesterase activity.